AUCUCUAUAAUGCCAUUUGUCAAGGUGCAGUUAGCUUUAACCCGGAACUAUGUAUGCAGCUGUAUUUUCAGGACGAGACACUUUGGACGGAACACAUGAUAGACGUGCCUUGUCUCUUCUGCAUUUAACGUUAUGACCAAAGAUCAGUCUGGACCAAACUACAAGCUAGUCUCGCUAGCCGCCUACCAAAGAGACAUUUCCUGGACGAUUGAUGAGUUGUGAAGAUGAACACUCAUAAAGCUGCGUUGUGCAAGGUCCAUAUUUUAAAGUUAUUUCUGACUUCGGCAAGGUGCGGGAGGAUCACACGAUUCCAUGGUGUGUGUGGACUUUCCACCUCCACACCUGCCUCCAGUACCAAGGUGUGCAUAGUUGGAGGUGGCCCAGCUGGCUUCUACACUGCACAACACCUAGUCAAGACUCGGACAGAUGUUCAGGUGGACAUCUACGAGCGUCUACCCGUCCCCUUCGGCCUGGUCAGAUUUGGGGUGGCCCCCGACCAUCCAGAGGUCAAGAACGUCAUCAACACCUUCACCCAAACGGCCCAGCAUGCCAGGUGUAGUUUCCAUGGCAAUGUGAGAGUGGGGAAGGACGUCACUGUGGAGGAGCUUCAAGAAGCCUACCACGCUGUGGUGCUGAGCUAUGGAGCGGAGGGGAACAGGACAAUGGGUGUACCAGGGGAAGACUUGGCUGGGGUGUACUCUGCCAAAGACUUUGUCGGCUGGUACAAUGGGCUGCCUAGAAACAGUGAGCUUAGGCCGGAUCUGAGCUGUGAGACGGCUGUCAUUCUGGGGCAGGGUAACGUGGCACUGGAUGUUGCGAGGAUACUGCUAUCUCCUGUAGAUAUUCUGAAGAAGACUGAUAUCACCCAGCAUGCACUAGAUGCCCUGGCAGAGAGCAGUGUCCGCAGGGUGCUCAUUGUGGGGCGCAGAGGACCCCUACAGGUGGCCUGCACUAUUAAGGAGCUGAGAGAGAUGGUGAACCUGCCUGGCACCAGACCAGAGAUGGAGGCGUCUGAGUUUGAGGGCAUAGCAGAAACUCUUAAAUCGCUGGCCAGGCCCAGGAAGCGUCUGACCGAGCUGCUGCUGAAGGCUGCAAUAGAGACUCCAGGGGAGGAGGAGUUGGAGAGACGGAACAGGGCAGAGCGGGCCUGGGGAUUCCGCUUCCUCCGGAAGCCCCUGGAGGUCCUCCCCUCCACUGACCUCAUCAGGGCCGCAGGGAUACGAUUGGCUGUCAAUCGGCUGGAGGACGACGGUGAGGGGGUGAGGGCAGUGGCCACCGGUGAGGUGGAAGAUGUGGAGUGCGGUCUAGUCAUCAGCAGCAUCGGCUACAAGAGCCUUCUCAUCGACCCCGCCGUCCCCUUCGACGCCCGAAAAGCCAUCAUCCCCAACACUAUGGGCCGCGUGCAACAGACUGCAGGUCUGUACUGCAGUGGCUGGGUGAAGAGGGGUCCCACGGGGGUGAUAGCCACCACCAUGAACGACAGCUUUGACACAGCCAGGACUCUGCUACAGGACAUUGGUAAAGGAACACUGGAUGUAUCCACCGUCAAGCCUGGCUCACAGGGGGUCUCCGCCCUCCUGGAGAAAAGAGGUGUGAAGCCAGUUUCGUUCUCUGACUGGGAGAAGAUCGACAGUGAGGAGACGAGGAGGGGAGAGAUCAAGGGAAAGCCCAGGGAAAAGAUGCUGGACGUGGGAGAGAUGCUGCAGGUAGCCCGGGCAUAGGGACAAGGGACCACACACACAGGUCAUACGGAUCGGAGGACUCGACAACCAAGAAGUGAAUAAGAACCACUGACCACACACAACUCUGGUCCAACCCCACUUUUUAUGCCACCUACAGGCCACGAACUUGUCUGUCUAUGGUACACGCAUACGAUCAAUUUAGUCCCUGACCAUCAUGCAAUGCCAGUCAUACAAUACCCAAGUUCCAAGUUGACUUGCCCAUAUGUAAUAAAUACACUUUACAUCUUACUCACCAGAGCUCUCAUUGAAACAAUGGUGGUGUUUCACUGCAGUACUAGUGAUUUUAAUGGUUGUGGCUUGGCGCUAAUAAAAAUAGUCAGGGCCUGGUUUCCCGAUAGCGAUGGAAUUUAGGCAUACAAGUCUUUUAAUGAUGCAUCCAUAUUUCUGAAGAUGUAGUAUGUGUUCCUCAAUACCCCACGGAGAGAACGUUCGCUAAGUGCGUUGUUGAGGCAUGUGGCGAUACAGAUGGGAUCGAGACAAAAAAAAGGCAGUGCUGCUCUUGGAUCAGCGUUCUCCGUUCAAAUAACACCUUAAACAUUAUAAUUAUUCCACAAUACUGUCGAUGGAUCAGCUCAUGGAGAGAUUAUCGCCUAUGGCUGCAAAUCUUAAAACACUGGAUUUGGCACGUCAUUGUGCACAUUAGGCUACACAUCAUGAAAUAUAUUGAGUAAAAAGAAUAGACAGUAGGCUAAUAGCAAACUAAAACUAAAUUUAAUGAACAUUGAAGUUCCGUAUAUAGGCCUAUGUAGCUGUAGGUCGACUAUUUCUCUUUUAAUGCACUCGUCUGGGUUUUCAUUUGAAGCAUAUUUUUAUCCGUUGCUUAUUUGUAAGAAUUUUAAAGACAUUGGAAACAUUUAUUUAUAGACAACUUCGUUGUGAAGUUAUCGACCGACACAGAGAGACAAAUAUCUUGAUUCUAUGUUUAGCGGUGAUCUUCUGUGUAUAAAGUGACGCGGUAGGGAAAAACGCAUCUAAUUACGCACUUAGCUGUUCUACGAGUGGUCUGAGGGAGAAGGUAAAUAACAAGCGUUUUCAAGGGCAACUUUAGUAACGAUGGAUUUGGGAAACAACUCUGAGAUUUAACGAUGCCCCGUGAAGGUUCUAACAAUGAAUUUAGCUUUAAGAUGCCUUAUGAAAACUGGGACCUAGUCUCUGUUGCAUUUCCAUGAAGACUUACCCCCCACAUCAGUGUGUCACUACUGUUUUAUGUUAAUGUAACUGUAGUGUAAUUGUGUUUUCAUUAAGAGUGUGACACUAAAAACUUGGAUAGACCUGAAUCAACAACCUCUGCAUCAUCAAAGCCAGUUAAAGGUGUUAAAGUUCAGUUGGCCAUAAACACUGGGUGUAUAAAACAUUAGGAACACAUUCCUAAUAUUGAGUUGCACCCCCUUUUUGCCCUUGGAUCAACCUCAAGUCGUCGGGGCAUGGACUACAACGGGGAUGCAGGCCCAUGUUGACUCCAAUGCUUCCCACAGUUGUCAAGUUGGCUCGAUGUCCUUUCGGUGGUGGACCAUUCUUGAUACACAAGGGAAACUUUUGAGUGUGAAAAACCCAGAAGUGUUGUAGUCACCUUGUAUGAAAGUUUUUUUUUAAUACAUAUGUUUUACCGUUUUGAAAUGAAUGCACUUUAUGUACAGUGCCUAAAGAAAGUAUUUAAACCCCUUUAAUUUUUCCACAUUUUGUUGUAUUACAAGGUGGGAUUAAAAUAUUUUUGUCAAAGAUUUACACAAAAUGCUUGAAUGUCAAAGUGGAAGAAAAAUGUUAACAUUUGUAAAAAUACAGUACCAGUCAAGUUUG
Molecule: messenger RNA, 3539 nt
Organism: Oncorhynchus gorbuscha (pink salmon)
Lineage: Eukaryota; Metazoa; Chordata; Actinopteri; Salmoniformes; Salmonidae
Gene: fdxr
Product: ferredoxin reductase
Exons: 13
Coding region: 225-1721 (498 amino acids)
Biological process (GO): ubiquinone biosynthetic process
Cellular component (GO): mitochondrion
Source: RefSeq, a predicted model, not a curated record